UUUCUAUUUUAAUUCAAAAGUUCAAUUCAAACAUUAGUGUUUUAUGACGGGAUGAAUGUAGAUGCAAAUGAUUUGUUACGUUGGUCAACGAAAGCUAUGCCAUAGCUAUAAGAAAUAUCUCACUGAAGCAAGUACGUAAACAAUCAGUUGAUAUUCAAGUUGAAUAAUUCUGGAAUAACAAGUUAGCUUGUUGUUUGCAGAAGACAAGUAACGCAUACAUAAAUUGUAAACCGAAACGUUUGACAAAAUGUGGGCACAUUCAAUGAAUCAAUAUGUGUACUUAGUGGUGAUGCUAUCAUUUGGAUUUUUGAAUGCAUCAAAUCCAACUGUAAUUUCUUCUUCAAAUGCACCAACAACGUCUUUAAAUGAUGUUGAGCCUCUAACGGAACUCUCACCGCCACUAACUGAGGACAAUUUUACAAGUGUGUUUCCAAUUGUAUGUACGCUUGAUGGUUGUGUAGAAGGUCGAGCAACACCUGGUUUUCAAAUCGAUGAAUAUGAAUCUUUCUUCGGCAUUCCGUAUGCGGAGGCACCAGUUGGAAAAUUACGUUUUGCGAAUCCAGUGCCGAAAAAACCCUGGUCAGGCUUACUUAAUGGAAAAAUGGAACGUGCAGCUGGUUGCGCACAAAUAAAUGUCUUAAUUCCAAAUGGAAAAUUCGAGGGUGAAGAAGACUGUCUGUUUUUGAACAUUUAUCGACCGACUAAUACAUCGGCGAAAAAAAAUUCGUCACUGCCAGUAAUUGUUUAUAUUCAUGAGGGUGGAUUUUUCUCCGGUUCGAUUCAUACACUUUUCCGUGGACCACACUAUUUCAUGGAUACUCAGCAAGUUAUCAUGGUUUUGAUGACAUAUCGUCUUGGUGUGCUUGGUUUUUUAUCGACGGGGGAUCAGGCUAGUCCUGGAAACUUCGGACUUAAGGAUCAAACAUUGGCGUUAAAAUGGAUAAAACGAAAUAUCAAGGCAUUCGGCGGAGACGCCGAAAACAUUACAAUUAUGGGAGCAUCGGCUGGUGGUGCAUCGGUUCAUAUGCAUAUGAUGAGUCCGCUUUCGGAAGGCUUAUUUCAUCGAUGCAUUGUUAUGAGUGGAUUGGCAACGGCUCCCUAUAACGAACCGACACCAAAUCCAUUGGCACUUGCAAAACGACAGGCCGAAGUGAUUGGCAUUGAAAAUAUAGACAACCUAAGCACAUAUGAAUUGGUUGAGAAACUUCGAGAAAUUGAUGUAUCUGUUCUGGUCAAUAGUAUUGGCGAUUUAAAAAUCUGGUCAGUCGAUCCAAUCACUUUGUAUCGUCCUGUUAUCGAACCGAAAGCAGAUGGAGCGUUUAUGACAGAGCAUCCUGCAUCCAUUUGGGCACGUGGUUCAUUUAAACAAGUUCCAUGGAUGACGGGAAUCGUACCAAAUGAAGGAAGUGUUCGAGCAGCAGCUAUAUUGACUAAUAAAGAGCUUAUGGAAGAUUUGAAUGCCAAUCUUGAUAAAUUGCUGCCAAAAUUGAUGGAAUUAACAAAUGACCCGGAUAAACUGCCCAUCAUUACAAAACGCUUGAAGGAAUUCUAUUUAAAUGGGAGUAACACAAUAAAAGACUCAAAUAGCCAAGGAUUUAUAAAUUUAUACACCGAUCGAGGUUUUCAUCAUCCAUACUAUAAAGCUCUAGAAUCUUAUUUAAAAUAUGCGAAUACCACAAGGAAUCCAGUUUAUCUGUAUAAGUUCGCUUAUAAGGGAUCUUUAUCUUAUUCUCGCGUUUUUACCGGCACCGAUAAAGAUUUUGGCGUCGGGCAUAUUGAUGAUCUAAUCUAUCUUUUCAAAUCACCGAUAUUAUUCCGAGAAUUUGCAACCGGUUCGGAUUCGGCUCAGAUGGUUCGAUCAUUAGUCAGCACAUACGUGCAGUUCGCCAAACACGGUCGACCGGUAUCAUGGAACGAAGUGCAUGAAUGCAAACGAUUUCAUCAUGGCAAUAUUUGUGACUAUCAAGAGUUUCGCAAUUUGAAUGGCGAUUUUAAAACGAGCAAAUUUGAAGUUCGUACAAAUAACGAUUUCAAUUUGGCAAUGGUUCGUUUCUGGGAUGAAAUACUAAGUAUUUGAAACUGGAAACGUUUGUUUCAUACGUUACCUUUUUACGUCUUAAUUUUUACAUUUUCAUAAAACAUCAUUUAAUUUAAGUAUUAUUCCGUUCUCUUUCAACUUCUUUGCACAUUUCAUCAUCGGAUUGAUUGACGUUGAGGAAAAAAAAAUCAUUUAUUCAUUUAAAAUUGAACAUUUUUCUUUUGUUGCUGUUUGUGUAAGAUCGAGUUUUAAAUUAAGUAAAAAAAAAAUAAAGGAUUCAUUUAUGUAAUCCAACGGUUCGAACGUAAACACGAAUUAUUUUAAUGCCAAUUUACACUUAUAAUCAGUGCACUGCAGAAUUUGAGAUUGCAUUCGAAUUGUCUUAGAUAUGUCAUGAAAGGAAAUAAAACAAAUAUUUUUGAAA
Contarinia nasturtii (swede midge) is the source of this 2462-nucleotide messenger RNA. RefSeq names its product venom carboxylesterase-6-like. The coding region runs from base 248 to 2077 and encodes 609 amino acids. Lineage: Eukaryota; Metazoa; Arthropoda; Insecta; Diptera; Cecidomyiidae. The transcript has 9 exons. The record is from RefSeq and is a predicted model, not a curated record.